Messenger RNA from Cyphellophora attinorum, 1695 nucleotides. RefSeq lists its product as uncharacterized. Gene Ontology annotation, cellular component: nucleus. The transcript has a single exon. Gene Ontology annotation, molecular function: DNA-binding transcription factor activity, RNA polymerase II-specific; transcription cis-regulatory region binding. Lineage: Eukaryota; Fungi; Ascomycota; Eurotiomycetes; Chaetothyriales; Cyphellophoraceae. The record is from RefSeq and is a predicted model, not a curated record. The coding region runs from base 1 to 1695 and encodes 564 amino acids. Gene Ontology annotation, biological process: regulation of DNA-templated transcription.
AUGACAACCUGCCGAAGAUGUCAUCGGCUCAAAAAGACGUGCUCCACGCCGGUCGCACUUUCCAAGGGCCCUGCAAAGCGACUGCAGGCGCGACCUACUCGAACAGUUCUCCAGCAGCCAACGCCCGAGCCUACACCAGCACCAGGACUCUGUGGUCAGCAAAUUUCACGGGAGCUGAAGCACCAUAUCAGCGAUAGUCUCCAGGAACUUUCCAUUGAGCUCAAGCAGGAGCUGUUCGAUGAGUUCUUAAUCGGCAUGAGACCAUCAUAUGCCUUCCUGACCCUGGAAACGGAGUUCGAAAAGGAUGCGCAAACAUAUAGCUCUGCUCCAGACGAGUCACUUUCAUCAUUCACAGAAUGCAAUUCACGCACACCAUUCACAGCGGCUGCGAUCCUACUCGUCUCGCUUCACCGCCGUAUCUCGCUACAAAAGUCCGUUGCGGCUGAAUGGCUAGCCUCAGUCUCCAAGGCCCUCAUCAUCGACGGUCACAAGUCUUUCGACCUCCUGCAAAGCAUUCUCCUGGUCACCACCUACUACCCGUAUCAUAUGCUUCGAAGCCCACAAUUGCAUACGCUCAUACAUCUAGCGCAGUCACUGGCUGUUGACCUCAACUUGGCCAACUAUACAUCUCACAUAGGAAUGCCGUCCCGCAUUCGUUCUGACAUUGGUGCAGCACUCUUCGGUGUCGUCCACGGCCGGUCAAGUGCGAUCGCAGAACAUCGCGCCACGCUGGGUUUGUACUACCUCCAAGCCAUGUAUGCCAUCACUCUCCGCCGGCUAGAGUUCCCACGAUGGUCGACACGCCUCGAUUAUGCGUGCGAGUAUAUUCAACAGCACGGCAACGACUCGAGUGACAUACACGCUGUGGGCAUUCUACAAGCUUUGAAAGUGGCCAGUGUUUACCUUGUGCCCGACGGCAUCCACCCAUCAGACUCACUACCAAUCCGUGCAUACGUACGCUGCUUCACUACUGACAUGUCCCGCUUCCGACAAAUGCUCCCUCCACGGCUCAAAGAUGAUUGUGUCUUCGCACAGGAACUGCUGACGAUCGAAAUCGCGCUGUAUGACCUAGCAAUCGCUGCUCUAGAGAGCACUCCUCACACGUCCGGCGAGACAUAUGAAGCCAUCUCUGCAACUCACAAUUGCCUCAUCGCCUUCGUCGAUAAGCUCCUCGCCUACCCACUGGAGUCAUAUGCCCUCAUGAAUAGCAUCACCCUCGGCAGCGAACUAUCACAGAUGUUUGAAGUCUUCAUGAAACUCCAUCGCAUCGGCAACCUCGACAGCAACAGUCACAAUGCUGAGCAGUCGCCACCAAUAUGGACGAUGGCAGACGUACCGCCAAGCCAGCAAUUUUCCGCCGUCGCAGACCGCAUAGCAGAACGACUGGGGGACGUCUUCCUCGAUGAGCGCGCACGCUUCCCUACGGUGGACUGCUAUCGGUUCGCAGUAUACCCGAUCCAGGUCAGGCAGUUCAAGAAGAAGUUUGAUGAGCAGUUUGCCACGGCUGGAAAUGCUGCGCGUGGUCAACAGGUGGCUGCACAAACAGAUCCUGUGAUGAACAGGUCCCUGCAGGACAUGAGCAAGUCUAUGCCGGAACUACAAAUGCAGGAUGGAGGGAUGUUUACCUCGCCAUUGCCGGCCUUGGACGACUUAUUGCAGUGGGGCUAUAUUGGCGAGGGAACGGGGUGGCCGUAA